Molecule: messenger RNA, 1352 nt
Organism: Cyprinodon variegatus (sheepshead minnow)
Lineage: Eukaryota; Metazoa; Chordata; Actinopteri; Cyprinodontiformes; Cyprinodontidae
Product: tubulin alpha-1C chain-like
Exons: 4
Coding region: 132-1352 (406 amino acids)
Biological process (GO): microtubule cytoskeleton organization; mitotic cell cycle
Cellular component (GO): microtubule; cytoplasm
Molecular function (GO): GTP binding; structural constituent of cytoskeleton
Source: RefSeq, a predicted model, not a curated record
UAUGGCAAAUGAAUAUAAACUGAGUUGCCUACUUCCAUUCAUUGCUUUUCUCUUUCACCAGACUCUUAGCUGUCUGUGGAGAAAACAUUGUACCUUCUCAUCCUCCAGCGAAACCCUCAACUUCAGGAAACAUGCGUGAGUGCAUCUCUGUACACAUAGGACAAGCCGGUGCCCAGAUUGGUAAUGCCUGCUGGGAACUCUACUGUCUGGAACAUGGGAUACAGCCGGAUGGACAGAUGCCCAGUGACAAGACCAUUGGAGGAGGAGAUUAUUCUUUCAACACAUUUUUCAGUGAGACUGGAGCUGGAAAGCAUGUCCCCAGGGCUGUUUUUGUAGACCUCGAGCCCACUGUCAUUGAUGAAGUGCGCACUGGAAACUACCGUCAGCUGUUUCACCCUGAGCAGCUAAUCACUGGUAAGGAGGAUGCUGCCAACAACUAUGCCCGUGGACACUACACCAUUGGAAAAGAGAUUAUCGACCUUGUUAUGGACAGGAUCCGCAGACUGUCUGACCAGUGUACAGGCCUUCAGGGCUUCCUGGUUUUCCAUAGCUUUGGUGGAGGAACUGGCUCUGGAUUUACUUCCCUGCUUAUGGAACGUCUCUCUAUGGACUAUGGCAAGAAGUCCAAAUUAGAGUUUUCUAUCUACCCAGCCCCUCAGGUGUCAACUGCUGUGGUGGAGCCGUACAACUCUGUCUUGACCACCCACACCACCUUGGAGCACUCUGACUGUGCCUUUAUGGUGGACAAUGAGGCAAUCUAUGAUAUCUGCCGCAGAAACCUUGACAUCGGGCGCCCCACUUACACCAAUCUGAAUAGGCUUAUUAGCCAGGUUGUGUCCUCCAUUACAGCCUCUCUUCGUUUUGAAGGAUCCCUGAAUGUAGAUCUGACAGAGUUUCAGACCAACUUGGUGCCGUAUCCUCGCAUCCACUUCCCUCUGGCCACAUAUGCCCCAGUGAUAUCUGCCGAGAAGGCAUAUCACGAGCAGCUCACUGUGGCUGAGAUCUCAAACUCUUGCUUUGAGCCUGCCAACCAGAUGGUGAAAUGUGACCCCCGCCUUGGCAAGUACAUGGCUUGCUGUCUUCUGUACCGCGGUGACGUUGUGCCCAAAGAUGUAAAUGCGGCCAUUGCCUCAAUUAAAACCAAGCGAUCUAUCCAGUUUGUUGACUGGUGUCCAACUGGUUUCAAGGUGGGUAUCAACUACCAGCCACCAACUGAGGUUCCUGGGGGAGAUCUGGCCAAGAUGCAGAGGGCUGUGUGCAUGCUGAGCAACACCACGGCUAUAGCAGAGGCCUGGGCUCGACUUGACCACAAGUUUGACCUGAUGUACACCAAGCGGGCCUUUGUUCACUAG